ACCCUAUGUCACUUCGUCAAAUGAUAUAAGUGACAAACCCCUUCGUUCGAUCUCAUCUUGGAUCCAGCUUACCUACUCGUCCGAUCUACCUGUGACUCUGUUGCUCUUUCACAUAUUCGGACGUCAGUACAUAUACAUCCUACAUACAGCUGGACAUCGCAUAUGGGAUCCGGAUAUCCCCCACCAGACCCAGUAUCGAAAGGAACGGAUCAGCAACGAGCAGCAACCUAACAUCGCAAAUCAAAUAUAUCAAAGACGACCUACUUGCACGUAAACCCAUACCAACGAUCAAUCAAACCAAUCUGUCAUAUCCAGCAAAACAUUCUGUCGUCAGCCAAUCGAAUCACGCAAAGAAUGGAAAACCAAAUCAAUAUCACACUAUACUAGAACGGAAUCCUAUCACCCCCAAUAUUCCUUGAACUACUCUCCAUCGAGAAACAAUAACCUGAAACCUUGAAGCUUCGCCCAAUCUCCAGAGCUACUCCGCAUACUACUACUGUACUACUAUCUAUCACUCCUCAACAACCCUUAAGCAUCUAUCUAAUAAGCAUCUAACAUUUAAACCUUCCAACCCUCGAUCCUUACCGCAUCCCUUGCUCCAUCGACUCUCGGUCCCAAUCAAUCGCAGUCGCAGGACCCCAUGUCUUUUUCCACUCUAGUCUAAUAAUAUUCUUCUCGCGCACACUUAUGAUCCCUUAGCCUUAUUAGCUCCCAAGAGCUCGGAGGUACCCAGCCAUACGACACUAAAUUAAUCUAAUCGCCCCAAACCGCGAAACUCUCUUUUAUAUUUAUCUUUUAUUUUGGCAAUCCAAUACAGUAGCUGGGACGCCUGGAAGCUCCUCUAGCCUUAUACUAGUGCACUUCCCCUUAGCCAAUUUACUUUUACCAGUCGACCAGCGAGCUCAACAUCGAGUUGAUAGCAUUGCAUUUAUUUGAUAUUAUAUUGGUCUACCGGUAUACACAAUACAAUACCACGUAGUUUAUUUAUAUUUCUGGUUACAUUAUUUAUAUAUAUACAUCUGCAUUUCACCAAUCCAUCAUCUAUUUUCAGUUUGCCAACGACUUUGAUUGAUUAUUUAUUCAUUCAUUCACUUGAUCCAAACCAUUCCCCUCGUCCCUAAGCGGUAUUCCCUUUACCACGAGGUCGCCCAGUAAAGUUAAUCAAAUCAAAUCAAAUCAAAUCGAUCAAGCAUUAGACCACCAUUAGACCACCAUCCAAAAGACUGCUUCACCCCUCCAGCUCUGACCAGGAAAGAUCCAGCCAAACGCAUCUGCAACCCACACUUCCCUCCCUACCCUACGAAAGUCCACACACCCACACCCACACCCACACACACCACACCACACCACACUACUCCAUAAGCACAGACCAUUUUCCAGACCCAAUAACCUACAUAAAUCAAGCAGACGCCUCCCCGGCCGCCAUCCAGGUGAUCGACAACUCCACAUUCUCCAUUCCAGUAAAUACACUACCAAAAUCCCUAACGAACCGACGAGAUUUGUCUGAUCUCUUGAUCUCCAAUAUCCCACCGUCUUUUGGGCUCAAAUCCAUCCAUAUAUCCAUAUAUUCAAAAAUCAGAGGCUUCCUCAAGUUAUUCAAAAAGAUCAAGAGAGCACUUUAACUCAAAGUAUUCCUUCUUACUCGAUUCUUCUUCCCUUCCUCCGUCACAAUCACCUAUCAUUUCUACAAUCACAAGCAAAGCAAAACAAGUUAGGAAAAGAAGGAAAUAUUUCCACUCCCCCAUUUUUCACUACUUCUUCCCUCGUUCCCUCGCCUCGGUGGUGCAUCUACCCGUCCGAACCAAGUACUUUUCACACGCGACAAAGUGAAAUUGGUCAUCUAGAGCAGAAGUAAGGAGCCGUCAUUAUUUUAAAUCCUUCGUCGUGGACUUUCCAAUAAUCUACCACGAUUAUCAUGGAGACCGUCAGCUUUACAGCUCGCCGGCCCGCCGCAUCCAAUCUUCCCAACUUCCAGCUUCCCCCCCCAGAACCCCUUGGAAUGCACCAUCACAAAUAUCAACAACAAUCCAACAACUAUAUUCACGGAACCACAAACAGUUCUUCCCAGCCUGUUCCUGCUGUCGCCAACAAUAUAUUAACGCCUCCGGCUGGCGUUUCGCAUGACGGCUUAAGUCCUCUUGCAUCCAGCGUCAACAGUGGUAGCUCGGGUAGUUCAACGGCCGGCGUACCUCCCUAUCAACCUUCAGCUUUCUGGCCAAAUACUCAGUCUGGAAACAACUUCACAUUUAGUUCUGCGCCACCGAUGAGUGCGCCUUAUGCUCAGCAACAACAACAGCAAAGCUAUAUGAGUAGACCAUUAUAUUCGCCCUCCAUGAGUAGCUAUCCAGGGUCACGAAUUCCCCAUUCUCCCACUUCAUCAGAAGGACUGCCACCACCUACCUUUGAGAGCCUUCCUCCCUUCUCUACCGGAGUCCCAAUGUCUGGUUCAGGUGGACAACAACAGAAUCUCCCCACUCUUGCACCACAAAACUCCCAGCAGCAACAUAUGACCAGUCACAAUCUUAUGAACCUUCAUCAAUCCUCCUCUCAAGCACCCCAACAGGGCAACGUGCCAGCCCCCGAUAACUAUGGCGGACGCGCACCUCCAACUCCAAAUUACUAUCCCCCCGCAUCCACCCCUCAACAAUCAAAUUUCCCCGCCUAUGCCCAACAAUCACCUACACAACAAUCCCCCAAUUCCUCCUCCGCCCCUUCUAACCGCAUCUCUCCCAUCCAAACUCAUCACUCGCAUUCUUCCAUGGGCGCACCUCACCAAGGCUAUCCUUCCCGUCCUUCAUACCCACAUUACAAUCUCCCCACCUUAGGCGCACCUAUUAUGUCGAAUGUUCACCAACCUGGUAGUCAAAUGGCACUCCUCGGUGGAAUGGGCAAUAUGGGAUAUCAACAAAUGCCGGGACCAAUGUAUGGGAGUCAUCAUCCUCAACAGAUGCCUCAAAAUGACCGUCCAUUCAAAUGCGAUCAGUGUCCGCAAUCUUUCAACCGCAACCACGAUUUGAAACGUCAUAAACGUAUUCACUUAUCUGUGAAGCCAUUCCCAUGUGGUCAUUGCGAAAAGAGUUUCUCGAGAAAAGAUGCAUUAAAGAGACACAUACUCGUCAAAGGCUGCGGAACAAAGGCUGCAAAUGGCGCUGCGAAUACCAAUGGAGGUUCUCAAUCGCCUGUCGAUAAAUCUGAGAUUUUGAGUGAUUCUACCAACGACGAGAGCCCGGAGAUGGUAAAGAAGGAAUUGUCAUAAGAACGUGACAAUCUAUUGUCAUGACUUGACGAUUUCUUUUCUUUUCUUUUCUUUUGCUGAAAUGAAAAUUUCAACAAUAUGGCAAGCACACACUACAAACGCAAACCGAUGCGCAAGCCUGGGUCGGCGGAUGGGUGUUCAUUCGGCGCCUUGACACUAAAGGAUAUGGGCGUUCGGAAUCUAUCUGGAAGAUAUGGAGUUGGAUGGGAUGGCUAGGGAUGAGGAUCAUGUGGGAUAUAACUUACACUGUAUGGCUGGGCGGACAUCUUCUUUCGAAUAGGACAACACAGAACUCUAAGAAAGUUGAAGAUGAGGUUGGUGGCGUUGUUAUGUGGUUCUCUUUGAGCGUGUUCAUGAAAUCUUGAGCAUUUUGACAGAUGUCUUUCUGUUUCUUUUUUUUUUCUACAAAAAAAUGCCAGAACUUGGGUAUUGGUGUGGAAUAUAGUAUCUUAUCAGAGUGGAUUUGUUUCGGAGUUGCGGAUUUGUCGAUAUGUGUGUACGACAUCUCGAUUUGGGCGGAAUGGAAAUGAAUGGGUACCUGGCUCCGAUGGGAUAGCAUUGGGAAGCGAAAUGCGAAAUGGAAUCUGGGUGGAGCUUUGGCAUGGGAAUCGAUUCGGUAAAUACCUUUGAAUGCGUUUUGCUUGUAUGUUUAUCUUCUAUAUUCAAUUUGGGGGAUGGAGAGUGAAAAGCCUCUUUUCUUCCCCAUUUACUCUUCUCUCUUUUUCGUAUCUCCUUGCCCUGUUAGGUGAUGAGUAUACGAUGCGGGGAUAGGUGAUGGGUGCGUUUUGCACGCUUGAUGGCGCGUUCAUGUUGCGGAUCGGGUUCCAUAUAUGAUAUUAGCGGAAAGGGGGGUGGGUGAAGAACGAUUUCUUGGAGCAAGCUAGCAAGCGAUGUCAGAUUUUGAUCAUUUUACUUUUUGUGCCCGAGAAUCUAUCACAUUAUCUCAAUUCAAUUCAAACUAAAUUGUGGAGUGGAUU
Botrytis byssoidea is the source of this 4233-nucleotide messenger RNA. RefSeq lists its product as uncharacterized. Bases 1916 to 3256 code for a protein of 446 amino acids. The transcript has 2 exons. Lineage: Eukaryota; Fungi; Ascomycota; Leotiomycetes; Helotiales; Sclerotiniaceae. Gene Ontology annotation, biological process: regulation of transcription by RNA polymerase II. Gene Ontology annotation, molecular function: RNA polymerase II cis-regulatory region sequence-specific DNA binding; DNA-binding transcription factor activity. The record is from RefSeq and is a predicted model, not a curated record.